This is a messenger RNA of Daucus carota subsp. sativus, 1556 nucleotides long. RefSeq names its product protein DOS2. NCBI's taxonomy places the organism in Eukaryota, Viridiplantae, Streptophyta, Magnoliopsida, Apiales, Apiaceae. The transcript has a single exon. The coding region runs from base 137 to 1360 and encodes 407 amino acids. Gene Ontology annotation, cellular component: cytoplasm. The record is from RefSeq and is a predicted model, not a curated record.
CGUGCCAUUGAAGCUUGAAGUCAAAAUAAUAAAAGCCGACACCAGGAAGACACUAGCAAAAUCAAUCGCAUUUCAUACACACAUCACCGGAACCUAACCCUAAUUCCCAAUCUAAUCAAUUCUAUUCAAUCACCGAAUGGAUUUCUUCAAAUCCAUCUUAUCCGAAGAAGAUCCGGACCCGCAACCCGAUUCCCCACCCAAUUCAACCCAAGAUCCCCCAAAUCCAAACCCGGAUCCCUCCUCCUCCUCAUCGGAUUCAUGGAGCUUUGGCGGGUUCAUGAAAACGCUCUCGACCCGAUCCGAAUCCGUGAUCGAGACCUACCGGCGCGAUCUGGAGGAGUUCCGGACCGGGUUGCAGAGAGAAACCGAGUUGCUUAAGGAAGUGGCGACCCGGGCCGUGAAGGAGCUGCCCGGGUCGAUUGAAUCAACGGCGGAGAUGAUUAAAUCGACGGCUGAGAUGAUUGCAUCGCAGGGGAAUAAUGAGAGUGAGAGUGAAAGUGAUGGGAGUAGUAGUAAUGUUGGGGUGAAGAGUGGGGGGGUGUAUAGUCGGUUCGAGGCGCAAUUGAGGGGGAUUCAAUGUGAUGUGGGGAGUUAUGUGGAGGACCCAGAGGAUGCGGGGGAGUAUGAGAAGUGGAAGGAGGGGUUUGAGUUGGAGGAGAGGAGGGAGGAGGUGGAGAGGAUUAGGGGGGAGGGAGGGGAGGUGGAGGGGAUGUUCGGGAGGUUGGUGGUGUCGGGGGAGGUAGACGAGAGGGAUUUUUGGUGUAGGUAUUUUUUUAGGGUGUGGGAGUUGAGGAGAAGGGAGAAUGUGAGGGAGAGGCUGGUGAAGAGAGCGAUUGAGGUUGGUGAUGAGGAGGAGUUGAGUUGGGAUGUGGAUGAUGAUGAGGAGGACGGGGAGGAGAAUGAGGGUGAGGGUGAAGAGACGAAUGUGGGCUUAGUGGGAGCUGAGAGUAGUGGAGGGAGCGGGAAAGAGGUUGCGGAAGGUGAUGAGGGAAAUGUAGUGGAAGGGAAGGAGGUGGUGGUGAAGGAUGAAGGGAAUAAUGAGAAGUUGGUGAAGGAUGAAGGGAAUAAUGAGAAGUUGGUGAAGGAAUCUGAUCAGGGGGUGGUUAAUGAAGUUGAAUCUAAUAAAGAGAGUAAUGUCUCGGCUGUGCCUGCUCGGACUUUGUCGAGAGAAGAGGAGGAUCUUGAAUGGGAUGAGAUUGAUGAUGUUGAAGGUAAUGAUGAGAAGAAAGUUGAUCAUGGUGAGAGUGCGAGCAAGACUGAUACAGGGAAGAGAUUGAGUGUUGCGGAAGAAGAUGAUGAGGAUUUGAGUUGGGAUAUUGAAGACGAUGAUGAGCCUGAGAAAGCCAAUGCUAAGCAAUAGCAAGACUGCACUGUCUGAUUCGUUAUAGUAUCUGUUCUAUUUGUUCUGUGACCACAUGUUUCUUACUGUUCUUUUAUUAUUUAAAGCAAGUUCAUGACAGUCAUUUCUUAAUACGUUAAAGGGCGAAAAUCGUAUAUCGUAUCAUUGUAAUUUUAAGAAAAGCAAUUGUGUUCAUAAUAAAGUGCAUCUUUGUCCA